AUGUUUAUCUGGGCGACCGCGAAUCUGCGCUUCGGGGGUAUCUUUGACUACGCUGGCAAAUGUGAGCAGCUGGAAGAGGUUGAACGCGAGUUAGCCGCGCCUGCGGUCUGGGACGACCCUGACCGCGCCCAGAAACUGGGCCAGCAACGCGCUGCAUUGGAACAGGUGGUGAGUGGGCUGGGAGAUAUGCAGUCAAGCCUGGCGGACCUGGCUGAGCUCGCGGAGCUGGCCAAUGAAGAAUCCGAUAGCGAUGCGCUGGAUGAUAUCGCCACAGAGCUGGAAGGGGUGGAAGCUAAGCUUGCCGAACUGGAAUUCCAGCGUAUGUUCCAGGGCGAGAUGGAUACUGCCAACGCGUUUGUGGACAUUCAGUCUGGUUCCGGCGGUACAGAGGCUCAGGAUUGGGCGGAUAUGCUUUUGCGCAUGUAUCUGCGCUGGGCGGAAAAAAGAGGUUUCAAAGCUUCAGUGACCGAGUUGAGCCCUGGUGAAGUGGCUGGCAUUAAAAGCGCAACCGUGCAGAUCGAAGGACCUUAUGCGUUCGGCUGGCUGCGCACUGAAACCGGCGUGCAUCGGCUGGUACGCAAAUCGCCGUAUGAUUCCGGCAGCAGGCGUCACACUUCGUUCGCCUCUGUGUUUGUCUCCCCUGAAAUUGACGAUGAUAUCGAGAUUGAAAUUAAUCCCGCAGAUGUACGCACGGAUACCUAUCGCGCCAGCGGCGCGGGUGGACAACACGUGAACCGAACGGAUUCCGCUGUGCGUCUGACGCACUUGCCCACAAAUACCGUGGUGCAAUGCCAGAGCGAACGUUCGCAACAUCAGAAUAAAGACCGUGCGUAUAAACAGCUGCGUGCGAAACUGUAUGAGCUGGAAAUGUUUGCACGGCGUUCAGAACAGCAGGCUGUGGAAGAUGCCAAAGCUGAUAUUGGCUGGGGUAGUCAGAUCCGCAGUUAUGUACUGGAUCAGAGCCGGGUCAAAGACCUGCGCACCCACAUUGAACGCACCGAUCCCAACAAUGUGUUGGAUGGUGACCUGGAUGGUGGCGGUUAUCCGAACGAUUUUCGACGCUCAGACCUUGCCGCAACUCUCCACGCGACUUACGCCGAUGCAGACAAACCUCAGCUCGAGGAGGCGCGGUUCGCGGUGGCGGUUUGUGGUCGGUUGAUGCUGCGCCGGGUCAUGGGUAAAGCCAGUUUUGUCACGCUGCAGGACAGUAGCGGCCAGAUCCAGUGUUUCCUCAGGAAAAACGACAUGGGCGACGAGGCUUAUGAUCAAUUUAAGGAUCUCACAGAUAUCGGCGAUAUUGUGGGUGUGCGUGGUGUGCUGAUGCGCACUGACAAAGGUGAGUUGACCGUGCACGCGCAAAGUCUGGAGCUGUUGAACAAAACCCUGCGUCCGCUGCCGGAGAAGUUUCACGGUGUCACCGACCAGGAAAUCCGUUAUCGCCAGCGUUAUCUUGAUCUGAUCAUGAACGAUUCGUCGCGUGACGUGUUUAGAACCCGCUCCAGGGUGAUUGCGCGCAUGCGUGAGUUUUUCAACACGCGCGAUUUCCUGGAAGUGGAAACGCCGAUGAUGCACAGCAUUCCCGGUGGCGCAACGGCACGCCCUUUUGUCACACACCAUAACGCGCUCGAUCUCGAGCUGUAUUUGCGUGUUGCGCCAGAGCUGUUUCUCAAGCGACUGGUGGCGUAUGCGGAUUAUAAAGAUCUGAUGGCACUCACGGACGAGCUGCUGGCGGUACUGUGUGCGGAUGUAGUGGGCUCGCCGACAAUUUCUUACCAGGGUUUGGAGCUGGAUUUCAGCAAACCCUCUGCACAAAUGACGAUGGCGGAAUCUCUGGUCGCGCUGGGCGGUAUGAACGAAUCGUCAGUCGACGAUGAAGAUGCGCUGCGUGCGCGUUUGCAAACCCUCAAUCUGACCGCGGAUGCGAGUUGGGGCGUCGGCAAGCUGCAAUUGGAAGUGUUUGAGGCUCAGGUAGAAGAGCGCUUGGCACAGCCUACGUUCAUCACUCAGUAUCCCGCAGAGGUGUCGCCGCUGGCGCGCCGCAGUGAUCACAACGAUGCGGUCACAGACCGCUUUGAGCUGUUCAUUGGUGGGCGCGAGUACGCCAACGGCUUUUCGGAAUUAAAUGACCCUGUUGAUCAGGCUGAGCGCUUUGCCGCUCAAGCGGCUCUGAAAGGCACUGGUGACGAUGAAGCGAUGCACUUUGAUCAGGACUAUAUCGAUGCAUUGGAAGUGGGUCUGCCGCCCACUGCUGGAGAAGGCAUAGGCACACCUUUGCCGCCAUCUUUACGCAACAUUCUUAAAGAAAUACAGUCAGAUCUGGGCGUGCAGCAGGAGAUCAGGGCGGGUUCACAUCAGAACAAAGGUUGGGAGCAGUUUACCGAUGCGGUGGUCCGCGAGCUGUGUCAGGCCAACGCCUAUCUGUCCGCUCAUCAUCAGGAUCCGAUAGACUGGCUGGCAAUCGAGAGGGGAAGCUAUGGUGACAUCAUCAACGCAGACAAGUCGAUUUACGCCAUGGUGUUGACUGGCGAGGGUGACAAGUUUUUCUCUGCCGGUGCAGAUCUGAAACUGUUUGCUGAUGGCAGCAAAGAUACGGCACAAACGAUGGCUGAACAUUUUGGCCGCGCAUUUGAAACGUUGUCCAACUUUCGUGGCGUAACCAUUGCAGCGAUAAACGGAUUUGCCAUGGGCGGUGGUCUCGAGUGUGCGUUGGCUUGUGAUAUCCGUAUCGCGGAACAGCAGGCACAACUGGCCCUGCCGGAAGCUACCGUCGGCUUGUUACCCUGUGGCGGCGGCACCCAGAAUCUUGCCUGGAUGGUCGGAGAGGGCUGGGCAAAACGUAUGAUUUUAUGCGGCGAACGUAUUGAUGCGUCCACCGCAGAAAAAAUAGGCCUGGUGGAAGAGGUUGUAGACGCCGGUCAGGCAAAAGGUCGUGCGCUGGAGCUGGCUGAAUCGGUAGGACGUCAGAGCCCAAUUGCGGUUGCAGCCUGUAAAGACCUCAUCCAGCAGGCCCGCUCUGGCGACAUUGCGUCGGCUUACGCUGUCGAGCGUAACGCUUUUGUUGAUCUGUUUGAUAGCAACGACCAGCGUGAAGGGGUUAACGCCUUCCUGGAAAAACGCCCACCAGCCUGGACUAACAGCUGCGCGAAUUUGCUGUUGGCAGAAGCCACGUUAAACGUGGAAUCAACGCUGAACGCCCUCAAUCUUGAAAUGAUUCAACGGUUGACCCGCGCUCUCGACAGCUGGGCCAAUCGCCCCGAGGUGGUUGCAGUCUUGCUGACGGGUGCUGGCGACAAAGCCUUCUGUGCCGGUGGGGAUAUACAGGCCCUCUACCAUGCAAUUGUCAGCAAUCAUCAGCAAAAGGUCAUCAACAACCGCUACCCUUUCGACUUUUUUGCGCAGGAAUACGCGCUGGACUAUCAGUUGCAUACUUAUGCAAAACCGGUGAUCUGUUUAGGUCAUGGUGUGGUGAUGGGUGGUGGCAUGGGAUUGUUCAGCGCGGCAAAUUUUCGCGUGGUGACGGAACGUUCGAAACUGGCGCUGCCUGAAAUCACCAUAGGCCUGUUUCCCGAUGCCGGAGCAACCUGGAGCCUUAAUCAGAUGGCAACCCAUCAGGCGGUGUUUCUCGGCUUAACCGGCAGCCAUGUGAAUGCAACCGACGCGCUUGCGGUAGGUCUGGCUACCCAUGUUGUGUCACACGCACAACGAGAUACACUUUUAACCAGCCUCAAAGCUUUGUCGUACACAGCUAAUGCUGCAUCCAACACACAGCUGAUCGGCGAGGCUCUGGACAGCUUUCCCGGAGUUGAAAUGCCGGCGGGAGAAAUAGCGCAACUUCCUGUGUUUGAAACCAGCUUGUCAGAUCUGGCUAAACAGGUGCAGAUACUCGAUGGCCUGCAGGGGCGUUCGAAGUGGAUUGACCGGGGUUUGAAGAACCUGCACGGUGGCUGUCCAACGACGGCAGGCAUUGUACUGGAGCAGCUUCGCCGCAGUUCAAAUAUGUCGUUAGCUGACAUGUUUCGGAUGGAAUAUGAUAUCGCCAGUCAUUGUGCGACUAAUCUGGACUUUGCCGAGGGUGUGCGCGCGCUUCUAAUUGAGAAAGAUGGUUCACCUAACUGGCAGUAUCCGGACAUGGCGACGCUGCCCAGGGAACACGUCAUGUCGCAUUUUUCAACAUUUGAAACUCCCCAUCCGCUGGCUGGUAACAUGGGUGGUCCGAUGGCCGGUAAUCUGCUGGCAAAGGGCUACGCAGUACAGGCGUUUGAUCUUUCAGCUGCAGCCCUUGCCGCGGCAGGUGAUGUUGAGGCAUGCGAGUCAGCCGCGCAGGCGGCGGCCGAUGUCGAUGUGUUGAUCAGUAUGUUACCUGCAGGGCGUCAUGUCCGUGGGCUCUAUCUGGGGGAUGAACAACAAGCCGGAUUGUUGCAUACGCUGGCGGCUACAACGCUGGUGAUCGACUGUUCUACAAUUGACCCGGCCAGUGCCCAGGCCGUCGCCGCCGCAGCAGCAGCGCGGGGCGUUGCAAUGCUGGAUGCACCUGUUUCCGGUGGUACCGGUGGCGCGCAGAACGGUACGCUGACGUUUAUUGUUGGCGGUGAUGCUGAUGUUUUGGCCCGUGCAACCCCUGUGCUGGAGGCGAUGGGUUCAAACAUUUUUCACGCAGGCGCCGCGGGUGCAGGCCAGAUUGCCAAGAUAUGCAACAACAUGCUGCUGUCUAUCCUGAUGGCGGGCACGGCGGAAGCGUUGGCGCUGGGCGUAGAUCAGGGGCUUGAUCCAAAAGUGCUCUCGGACAUUAUGAAAGCGUCUUCCGGCGGUAACUGGGCUUUGAAUGUGUACAACCCUUACCCAGGUGUGAUGGAGAAUGUGCCGGCGUCACGGGACUACAGCGGAGGGUUUCUGGUAGACCUGAUGCGCAAAGAUCUGGGGCUGGCUCUGGAGACUGCCCAGGCGUCGGGCAGUGCCAUUCCGAUGGGUGCGCUGGCGCAGCCUCGCAACGCGUAUAAGGUCACUGUGGAGGUGAUCUUUCAGGCACCAGCCAACGCCUUUACGCACCAUAUCUUCCGGAUCGUGUUUAAGUGUCUCACAAAGUUGCAGCGCAUGAUCAAUGUAGGAUCACGGCUCCAGAGCCGGGUCAAUGCCAGCAUGUCCUCUGGAUACUCACCCAGCAAGGUUCAAAAGCGCAGCAAGUCCCAUGGUCGAGGAUAUCGGCGUUUGCGGGUCUGUGAGCUGGACAGCGAUUUGCACGGCCACCGCAACAGCGGCAGCCAGGAUCAGCAGAAAUGGCUUGUUCAACGAAAGAAAGCGCAGGUUACCAUCAACGGUAGGGUCGAAGCCGAUGCGUUGCAGGCUGGAGGCGCCAGACCAGUCGUGCUCGCGGAUGGAUUUGUCGUGGUCACGGUGGACCAGCCAGUUGGCGACACACACAAUGUCGACGUAAUCCACAGCGUCAGCCUGGUGAUCAAGGUCCUGGUAGUGCUCGGGUACAACAAUGAUGUCGUCGGCAAAAUUCCAGUGGCGCAGGAUCAUACCGCCAAUGGUGGGGUGAAUACUUUCAAUAACCCGAUCGAGGGUCAUGCUGUCGCGCACCAGGCUGUCGUUUUCCUCAACCCAGCUGAGGUGGGCGCUCCCGUACAGCAGCAGAGUAGGGCGAUGGCGCUGCCGCAGGUCUUUACCCACGAAGCCACCGGAGGCCAGUUUGAGUUGGGCUCCGACGACGCAAUCCUGCAGGCCAUUGACUUCACCAAGGUCCAUACGAUCACAGGGCCAAUAUAUGUUGAAGGGGCACGCCCGGGUGAUGUGCUUGCGGUGGAACUGUUGGAGCUUGAGGUUGCCGAUUGGGGUUGGAUGGCGUUGCUGCCGACAUUUGGUCAGUUAGUAGAUGAAAUAGCGACUACUUCGUUACGUACUUUUGAAAUUGAUCAAGUGAACCAGAGCGUUGAGUUUGCCGACGGUAUCGUUGUGCCGCUCAAGCCGUUUGCCGGAAUUAUGGGCGUUGCGCCCGCGGGCGCGGAGGCUUUAGACACAUUUCCGCCACGCGCAAACGGGGGCAACAUGGACAACCCCGCGCUGACGAAGGGUACAACAGUCUACUUUCCGGUCUUCGCUGAGGGAGCGCUUUUUUCUAUUGGCGAUACACAUGCAGUGCAGGGUUUCGGUGAAGUAUCUGGUACUGCACUAGAGGCACCAAUGCGUAUUGUCAUGCGCCUCAGUGUGGUACGUAAUGGGCACGAGAUGUUUGAGCCUCAAUAUGAAACUGAGGAGUAUUAUGCCACCACGGGUUUUGCGCCGACCCUGGAUGAGGCGGCCAGGAAAGCUACGCGGUACAUGAUUGAUUAUCUGAUGGCCGAGCGUGAUCUGAGCGAAGAAGAUGCUUAUCUGCUGUGCUCUAUUGCUGGCGACCUGUUGAUUGCGGAAACCGUAGACUUACCUAAUAUGUUAGUGACCAUGCACAUGCCUAAAGCUAUUUUUGUGCAGGACUGA
Symbiodinium necroappetens is the source of this 6474-nucleotide messenger RNA. The record is from the annotation of a GenBank genome assembly. NCBI's taxonomy places the organism in Eukaryota, Dinophyceae, Suessiales, Symbiodiniaceae.